Messenger RNA from Budorcas taxicolor (takin), 1359 nucleotides. RefSeq names its product transcription factor AP-2 delta (gene TFAP2D). Gene Ontology annotation, cellular component: nucleus. The transcript is spliced from 8 exons. Gene Ontology annotation, biological process: anatomical structure development; regulation of cell population proliferation; regulation of transcription by RNA polymerase II. Bases 1 to 1359 code for a protein of 452 amino acids. Lineage: Eukaryota; Metazoa; Chordata; Mammalia; Artiodactyla; Bovidae. Gene Ontology annotation, molecular function: RNA polymerase II transcription regulatory region sequence-specific DNA binding; DNA-binding transcription factor activity, RNA polymerase II-specific. The record is from RefSeq and is a predicted model, not a curated record.
AUGUCAACUACCUUUCCGGGACUAGUCCACGAUGCCGAGAUACGUCACGACGGAUCAAACAGCUACCGUUUGAUGCAGCUUGGCUGUCUGGAGUCCGUAGCCAAUUCCACUGUCGCCUAUUCCUCCUCCUCCCCUCUAACUUACUCCACCACCGGCACCGAGUUUGCGUCCCCCUACUUCUCCACUAACCACCAGUACACCCCGCUGCACCACCAGUCCUUCCAUUACGAGUUUCAGCAUAGCCACCCGGCCGUCACCCCCGACGCCUACUCCCUGAACUCGCUCCACCACUCCCAGCAGUACUACCAGCAGAUCCACCACGGGGAGCCCGCCGACUUUAUCAACCUGCACAAUGCGCGGGCGCUCAAGUCGUCCUGCCUGGACGAGCAGAGGCGGGAGCUGGGCUGCCUCGACGCCUACCGCCGUCACGACCUGUCCCUCAUGAGCCAUGGCUCUCAGUAUGGAAUGCACCCAGAUCAAAGACUCCUGCCAGGGCCCAGCCUGGGGCUGGCCGCCGCGGGAGCCGACGACUUGCAGGGCUCUGUGGAAGCCCAAUGUGGGCUUGUUCUCAAUGGCCAAGGUGGUGUGAUAAGAAGGGGUGGCACCUGUGUGGUCAACCCCACAGACUUGUUUUGCUCUGUCCCUGGUCGUCUGUCCCUUCUCAGUUCUACUUCCAAAUACAAGGUGACCAUUGCCGAGGUGAAGAGACGACUCUCUCCCCCUGAAUGCCUCAACGCUUCACUCUUGGGAGGCAUUUUGAGAAGAGCAAAAUCCAAGAAUGGGGGUCGCUGCCUGAGGGAGAAGCUGGAUAGGCUGGGUCUGAACUUGCCCGCGGGAAGACGGAAAGCAGCCAACGUUACCCUGCUCACUUCCUUAGUUGAAGGAGAGGCGUUACACUUGGCUCGAGAUUUUGGCUACACUUGUGAAACAGAGUUUCCAGCCAAAGCAGUAGGAGAACAUCUUGCCAGACAACAUAUGGAACAGAAAGAACAGACAGCAAGAAAAAAGAUGAUCCUAGCCACCAAACAAAUUUGUAAAGAAUUUCAAGACCUCUUGAGCCAAGAUAGAUCACCGCUGGGAUCCUCCAGACCCACUCCAAUUCUAGACCUUGACAUUCAGAGACACUUAACACAUUUCAGUUUGAUCACUCAUGGCUUUGGGACCCCAGCAAUAUGUGCAGCCCUAAGCACUUUCCAAACAGUCCUCAGUGAAAUGCUGAACUACUUGGAAAAACACACUGCUCACAAAAAUGGUGGAGCGGCAGAUUCUGGCCAAGGACAUGGCACCUCGGAGAAAGCCCCCCUGCGGAAAACUUCAGAGGCAGCCGUGAAAGAGGGCAAAACAGAAAAGACAGACUAA